Molecule: messenger RNA, 1908 nt
Organism: Betta splendens (Siamese fighting fish)
Lineage: Eukaryota; Metazoa; Chordata; Actinopteri; Anabantiformes; Osphronemidae
Gene: nherf1a
Product: NHERF family PDZ scaffold protein 1a
Exons: 7
Coding region: 219-1295 (358 amino acids)
Biological process (GO): protein localization to plasma membrane
Cellular component (GO): apical plasma membrane
Molecular function (GO): signaling receptor binding; protein-membrane adaptor activity
Source: RefSeq, a predicted model, not a curated record
ACGGGACAGUGGCGCUUGGGGGAAAAUAAAGACGGAGUGAACAAAGUUUUAGCGGAAGUGCGCGCGGCAGGUGCCACUUUCAUAUAUACUGUACUAUAUAUAUGUAUACACACACACACACACACACACACACAUAUAUAUGAGUUGACUCUUCGUCUUUAAAGAGUUUGGACCGCGGUGUUUCAAGUGUUCGUCGGUGAAAAUAGUAAGUGAGAAACAUGACAACUCUCCGACCCAGACUGUGUGUGAUGGAGAAAGGAUCCGGCGGCUACGGCUUCCAUUUGCACGGAGAGAAGGGAAAGAGCGGCCAAUUCAUCAGGCUGGUAGAGCCCGACACCCCUGCCUUUGCGGCCGGACUGCUAGCGGGAGACCGACUGGUAUUCGUGAACGGGGAGUGUGUGGACAGCGAGAGCCAUCAGCAAGUGGUCUCCAGGAUCAGGGCCACCGACGAGACAUUGGAGCUUAUCGUGGUGGACGCCGAUACGGCUGAGCUGCUGAACAAACACAACCUGCGGUGCCGGAAAGAGUUCGUGACGGAGGGGAUUCCCCUGCCCAGAGAAAGCGCCCAGACCAACGGCGCCCCGACAUCGAGCUACCCAGACCCGCGAGCAAACGUCGACGUGCCCUCGGAGAGGCUAAGUGUCAGCUCCGGCACCAAGGAGGAGAGAGAAGGGCUGCGACCUCGACUCUGCCAACUGAAGAAGGGACCUAAUGGUUACGGCUUCAACUUGCACAGUGAGAAGUCCAGACCAGGCCAGUUCAUCAGAGCAGUUGAUGAAGACUCUCCAGCACAGACAGCAGGACUCAAACCACAGGACAAGAUAGUCCAGGUGAAUGGCCUGUCUGUGGUUGGGAAACAGCACUCGGAGGUGGUUGCAGCCAUCAAGGCUGGAGGAAAUGAAACACAACUGCUGGUGGUUGAUCCUGAGACAGACAAAUUCUUCAACAGGUGCAAUGUCCAGCCCACAGAGAAGCACAUCACAGGACCUCUGCCUGAAGCAGUAUCAGAGGAGGAUGGCGACCCCUCUUUGUUUAGAUUUAUCACCGCUACAGCAGGGAGGAAAGCUAAGAUGUCAGUGAGCUCAUCGUCUUCCAGUGCAUCCUCCAGCAGCUCUCUUCCUGCAGAGACAAGCAGCUUGCCAGCGCCACAGAUUGAGAGGGCCUCAGCUGCUGAAAGUCUGAACAUACACAUGUCGCUGGCCCAGGCCAAAGAAAAAGCCCACCAAAAGCGAGCCGCUAAGAAGGCCCCAACCAUGGACUGGAGCAAGAGGAAUGAACUGUUCAGUAACUUAUAAACUUGAUGAGCACCAUUAUCAUCACUGUUCUUCUAAGAACUUAAAUAAGACUUUCUGCUAAAGGAUCCAGACAGAUAAUUAGCCUCUGGAUCUGGGUUUUAGUCCUGUAUAGGAAAGACUGAACCACCUGUGCUAAGCAGUAUUAUUGAAGACUAUUUGUUUUGAUUUAGUAGUUCUGCCACAAUGUUAAUGUCACACAUAAAUGUAUGGUAAUAUAUUAAGCAAAAUGUUUAGAGAAGGAACAAAAAUUUUCUUAUUAAAAGAACUGAAUUAUGGGAUAUAGGGAAAUACUACUGAUUUUGAAUCCACAGUUUCAAUGAGUCAGACCAGCUUCUAGCUUUCUCAAGCAAUAAAGAAUGUAUGGGGAAUCAUGCAAGAAAGUAUCUGUGCAUGAAAAAUGUUGCAAAUACAACCUGUUUAUCAUCAGCAUGUGAUGCAUAGGGACUGUUUUAGACUGAAGACCACUGUGGUAGCCAUGGAACCAGUCCUCUCAUCUAAUUUAGGGUUGUUGUCAUCAUAUGAUUUUCAUUUAAUCAUAAUGUGUAUGAUAUUUUUAGUGCUCCGGCUCGUUAGAUUUGUACAUACAUGAAUAAAUGAUUUAUGAGGAAAUUAG